GAGGCAGUUUUGGUGAUGGUAAGCUGUAGACAAGAAACAGAAGAUGCAAAUAGAGAUGCGUAUGUGGUGACUAUGCGUGUGGGCGUAAUUAAGUAUUUCUCUAGUGGGAAAGGAGCUCUUGUCCGAAUGAGCGACAGACGUUUGCCAAUGAUGGGAAACUGCGCAGUGUGGUUUGAAGAGAGAAGUAAUAAAACGAAGAAGGCACGGUGAUGAUUUCGAUGCGAUGUCCGAGUUUAUGCAGACCAGAGAGAAUGUAGUGAACGGGAGUUGAUGUAAAGAAUCAGGAGAGGCGGGAUUACAACUUCAAAAUGGCGAAAAGACGAAGGAGAAGGUCGAACCUGAGGUUGAAGGUACAACUUCUUUGUUGACUUGAGUCGUCCGAGAGCGUAAUCCGUGAGAAUAAGACGCAACAACUCAAUAGUCUCGCUGUUCUUUCUUCUUCUUUUCCUUCCCUACUGGCUUUCCAGGUUCUUCUGAGCGUGCUGUGUGCAGUUCCUUGCGAUCAGGUAACGUAAUUGGGAGGACGCGAAAAUUAUGGUCGGUCGAAGUAUGUUUAGGUAUACGGCUAUACGUAUAAUAAUGCGAAUUGAAAAUGGUGAAAAAACGUCGAGUCGAGUAAUUUGUACAAAGAUUAAAAAUACGAUUGGGUCGAGAGUCUUCCGGCUUUUCUAUCUUUUUUUCUUUUCUUUUUUCCCCUUUUGUCCUGCUGUGAAAAUGCUGAAUUGGCUGACGAUGGUGAUGGAUUGUCUUCUUCUCGAGAACGCGUAUAAACAACUACUUUUUUUUUUCUUGACGCAACGACGUAGGGCAAGCCGACGACGAAACACUUUAAUUGAUUUGGCGCGCGCACACAAAAAGGCGGGAAACCUCGAGUAAGGAUUAGGAACCAACGGUUAGAGAGGGAGAGAAUAAAGGAAGGGCUAUUUGCGAUGGGGGGGAGAAGGAGGGGAAAGAAGAAAGAGAAGAUGGACAAAAAAGUUGAGGAUGGUGGAGGAUGAAAGGAGAGAAAGAUACUUGAGCAAGUAGGAGGAGCAGAAGAAAAAAAGGUGAAAAUUGCUGCAGUGGGUGACAAAGAAGUGGGCAAGGCCAGAGCCAGCAGCCAGAUGCAAUUGCACUU
Molecule: messenger RNA, 1117 nt
Organism: Hypoxylon fragiforme
Lineage: Eukaryota; Fungi; Ascomycota; Sordariomycetes; Xylariales; Hypoxylaceae
Exons: 2
Coding region: 535-876 (113 amino acids)
Source: RefSeq, a predicted model, not a curated record